AUCGCCUUCACGUGAUUAAACCCGGAAGAAACCAGUGACAACAUUCCUAUCUAGAAUAUUUAACAUCUCGUGAUAUAUUUAUUUUUAGGAAAACGUAGCUAAAUCUAAUUUAAUCAGUAAUAUUUUCACAUCCAUUUUGCUGCGAGAUUUAUUUACACAUUGUUUUUUCCUUGUUGGGUUGCGUUUCAAAAUAGAUUAGUCCUUAAGGUGCCUUCCCUUGGCGGAUGUGAGCCUGUAGAGGGCGCUGUUUCAGCACACUACUGAGUGGAGUAAAGAGCGAUUUGGGACGCGUCAGGAAGAGGAAAGGUCAUGUGACUGCAGCCGGACAGUCGAGUGUAACUCGAGUUCUGAGGUGUUAGAGCGGGGUUCUGUUGUUCCUGUAGAGAUGUACACCCUGUCCCUGAGCCUGCUGGUCCUGCUCUCCGCGCUGCUGCUGUCGCUCCCGGUACACGCCGCGCUCUUACCGCUGGUCAUAAACACCUGGAGCUUCGAGAACGCCACUGUCGCAGCGUGGCGCUCCUUGCAGGCGGGCGCGUCUCCUCUGGACGCCGCACAGAGAGGAUGCUCGGUGUGUGAAGUGGAGCAGUGUGACGGCAGCGUGGGGUUCGGAGGACAUCCUGAUGAGACGGGCGAGACCACGCUGGACGCCCUGAUCAUGAACGGUGACACGAUGGAGGUGGGAGCAGUGGGAGACCUGAGGAGGGUGAAGAAUGCAGUGGGCGUGGCUAGAGCCGUGAUGGAGCACACGCAGCACACCUUCUUGGUGGGAGAGUCGGCAUCGGUGUUUGCUCAAGACAUGGGCUUCACGACUGAAAGUUUGUCCACCCCCGAGUCUGUGAACACCUUCUCCCAGUGGCUGAAUCAGAAAUGCCAACCGAACUACAGGAAAAACGUUUCUCCGGAUCCUUCCGUGUCGUGUGGGCCGUAUAAACCCCGAGCUGUAGUGAAGCCGAAGCAGAAGUGGGGACUCGUUGACCGUCGCUCCCACGAUACCAUCGGAAUGAUUGUGAUUGGACAGACCGGUCAGGUGGUUGCUGCGACGUCUACAAACGGAGCUUCGUCUAAAGUUCCAGGCCGUGUCGGAGACUCUCCGAUUGUCGGAGCCGGUGCAUAUGCAGACAGUUCAGUAGGGGGCGCUGCAGCGACGGGUGCCGGUGACACCAUGAUGCGUUUCCUGCCAAGUUUUUUGGCGGUGGAGUUGAUGAGGUCGGGGGCCGAACCGACCGCCGCAUGUCAAACCGCCAUCUACAGGAUAAAGAAGCAUUACCCAGAAGUCUUUGCGGCAGUCAUCUGUGCCAACAGCACCGGCGGAUUCGGUGCAGCGUGUAAUAAAAUUUCAGGCUUCACGCAGUUUCCCUUCAGUGUGUUUAAUCCUCACAGCAACAAACCUCAGCUGCACAAAGUCGACUGCGUGUAGCACCGAUCUCACACACACACACACGCACACAUUUAAGCACAGAUGUCAUGUUUGAUUAUCACUUGUUUGUAAAUUAUAAUGUAAUUAUAAAGGUUUUAAUAAAUAUUUUUUUCCAGA
Messenger RNA from Clarias gariepinus (North African catfish), 1534 nucleotides. It is a transcript of the gene aga, whose product is annotated as aspartylglucosaminidase. Bases 386 to 1417 code for a protein of 343 amino acids. The transcript is spliced from 9 exons. Gene Ontology annotation, biological process: protein deglycosylation. Gene Ontology annotation, cellular component: lysosome. NCBI's taxonomy places the organism in Eukaryota, Metazoa, Chordata, Actinopteri, Siluriformes, Clariidae. The record is from RefSeq and is a predicted model, not a curated record. Gene Ontology annotation, molecular function: N4-(beta-N-acetylglucosaminyl)-L-asparaginase activity.